AUGACAACCUAUGGCGCCGGUGUUCCUCUCUCCUACGAAACGCCCCAGUUCCCGGCCCUCUACUGGCCCGUCCGCGCCACCCCUGGCGAAGCAAAAUACCUGUACUUCCUCGGCGACAUCUACCGGUACACGUUGUACUGGACGCUCAUAACCUUUGUCGCCGCGCACGCCUGUGUGGCAACUUGGGCGGUGUUGAUGCAAUUCGCUUCCGCUACACAGCGAAGAAAAUACCUCAACUCCUCGCAGGGACGAGAACUUAGUGCGAAGAACAGGAAAUUGUUGGGCGAGAACCCAAUUGGAGAGACAUUGAGCUGGGUCUGGAUUGUUCCCGUGGUCUAUAUCGUUAUUGGGGCAAGUGAGGCGCUUCUGGCAGGGAGUUUGGUCGGGCUGGUACUUGGAGCGGUCUACAAUGCAGGUUAUUUCAGGAUGAGUACUUGGACACCUUUGUUGUGGGGAGUCAUCAACAUGCUCGUGCUGGUCGUCAGCAGUUUUAGGAUUCAAGGCGGUCUAUGA
Messenger RNA from Cladophialophora yegresii CBS 114405, 513 nucleotides. RefSeq lists its product as uncharacterized. Bases 1 to 513 code for a protein of 170 amino acids. The record is from RefSeq and is a predicted model, not a curated record. NCBI's taxonomy places the organism in Eukaryota, Fungi, Ascomycota, Eurotiomycetes, Chaetothyriales, Herpotrichiellaceae. The transcript has a single exon.